Messenger RNA from Diabrotica virgifera virgifera (western corn rootworm), 1189 nucleotides. RefSeq names its product inhibitor of growth protein 1. Bases 120 to 1064 code for a protein of 314 amino acids. The transcript has 4 exons. Lineage: Eukaryota; Metazoa; Arthropoda; Insecta; Coleoptera; Chrysomelidae. The record is from RefSeq and is a predicted model, not a curated record. Gene Ontology annotation, cellular component: nucleus. Gene Ontology annotation, biological process: positive regulation of DNA-templated transcription.
AACAUGAUUGUCACCGUGACGACAGAGUAAACAUCUAAUCAAAAAAUGGCAGGCGUUAUUUAGUUUUGAAAUGUAGACUUUUCUGACAUUUAAUUAUUUAAACUUAUUUAUUCCUAAAUAUGUUGAACCAAGUCUCUGUGGAAGCUGUUUAUUCAGCUACUUACGUAGAAAAUUAUUUGGACUGUGUAGAAAAUCUCCCUGACGAAGUUCAACGCCUGAUUUCAAGAAUGAGAGAAUUGGAUGUUAUUUAUUUAGCUAGACUAAGGGAAGUGGCCAUUCAGACAGAAAAUAUGGGCAAUGACAAUCAUGCAAAAAAGGCAAAAAGUUUUUUAAGGAUGCAACAAUCUCUAAUAGCAGCCCAAGAAUUAGGAGAUGAAAAAAUGAGUCUACUGCAGGCAAUUUUGGACAAAAUAGAAAUUAAAACUAGGUUAUUAGACCAGGAUCUAAAAAAUUUAGAUUUUGGUAAAGAAGAACAGACACAAAUUGAGAUAAAGGAACAACAAUCUCCCCUAGUUAACACCCCCAUCAACAAUAAUAAUGGUAACAAUACCAGCACUAACAAUAAUAACAGCAAUUCUGUGAAUAAUGAUAGACCUGCCAAGCGUGCUAGAAGAACAAGGCAUGAUACUUAUACAGGUGCAGAAAGUAAUGAUGCCAUACCAGUAGAGCAUGUUCUUAGAAGCCAAGUUCCAGCUACUACCCCCACCAAUACUGUUCAGCAAAAGAAAACAUCUACAAGUAAAAAGAAAAAACGCAAAUCCCGUCAGAAUACCCAAAUACAAAAAGAAGAAACCCCACCAAGAGAUGAAGAACCACUCAUCGAUCCAGACGAACCCACGUAUUGUCUCUGUGAUCAAAUUUCUUAUGGAGAGAUGAUAAUGUGUGAUAAUGAUCUGUGUCCUAUUGAAUGGUUUCAUUUUUCAUGUGUAACAUUAUCUACAAAGCCUAAAGGCAAGUGGUACUGUCCAAAAUGCCGAGGUGACCGACCCAACGUGAUGAAGCCUAAGGCUCAGUUCUUGAGAGAGCUGGAAAAGUACAAUAAGGAGAAGGAAGAGAAGACGUAAUAUUAAGAACAUAUUUAGGGAAAGGUGUUAUUUAGCUGCAAGUUCAGAUCAUAGAGAUAUGUGUUAAAAUGAGAAAUUUGGCCUUAAGAUCUAAACAAAAUUUAAAUAAACCCAUUUUUAUUUUA